UGCCGUUGGGUGAGGCGCGGAGGGAAGUGGAAACUGCUCAGGUGGGGCCAGGCCGACCCGGCGCAGGGGGCGCCCGGGGCUCCGAGAAGAAAAAGAUGGAUACUACGAUGCUGAAUUUGCGGAAUCUGUUUGAGCAGCUUGUACGCCGGGUGGAGAUUCUCAGUGAAGGAAAUGAACUCCAGUUCAUCCAGUUAGCAAAGGACUUUGAGGAUUUCCGAAAAAGGUGGCAGAGAACAGACCACGAGCUGGGGAAAUACAAGGAUCUCUUGAUGAAAGCAGAAACUGAGCGUAGUGCUCUGGAUGUUAAGCUGAAGCAUGCCCGCAAUCAAGUGGAUGUAGAGAUCAAACGGAGACAGCGAGCUGAGGCUGACUGCGAAAAGCUGGAAAGACAGAUUCAGCUGAUACGAGAGAUGCUCAUGUGUGACACAUCUGGCAGCAUUCAACUAAGUGAGGAGCAAAAAUCAGCUCUGGCUUUUCUCAACAGAGGCCAACCACCCAGCAGCAAUGCUGGAAACAAAAGACUGUCAACUAUUGAUGAAUCUGGUUCCAUUUUAUCAGAUAUCAGCUUUGACAAGACUGAUGAAUCUCUGGAUUGGGAUUCUUCUUUGGUAAAGACUUUCAAACUGAAGAAGAGAGAAAAGAGGCGUUCUAGUAGCCGACAGUUUGUUGACGGUCCCCCUGGACCUAUAAAGAAGAAUCGUUCCAUUGGUUCCACAGUAGAGCAGGGGAAUGAAUCCAUAGUUGCAAAAACUACAGUGACUGUUCCCAACGAUGGCGGGCCCAUCGAAGCCAUGUCCACCAUUGAGACAGUGCCAUACUGGACCAGAAGCCGGAGGAAGACAGGUGCUUUACAACCCUGGAACAGUGACUCCACCUUGAGCAGCAAGCAGCUGGAGCCAAGAAGUGAAACAGACAAUCCCAGCACUCCACAGAGUAACGGAGGGAUGCGCCUGCAUGACUUUGUCUCUAAGACGGUUAUUAAACCCGAAUCUUGUGUUCCAUGUGGAAAGCGGAUAAAAUUUGGCAAGCUGUCUCUGAAGUGUCGAGACUGUCGUGUGGUCUCUCAUCCAGAGUGUCGGGACCGCUGCCCCCUUCCCUGCAUUCCUACCCUGAUAGGAACACCUGUCAAGAUCGGAGAGGGAAUGCUGGCAGAUUAUGUGUCCCAGACUUCCCCAAUGAUCCCCUCCAUUGUUGUCCACUGUGUAAAUGAGAUUGAGCAGAGAGGGCUGACUGAGACAGGCCUGUAUCGGAUCUCAGGCUGUGACCGGACAGUAAAAGAGCUAAAAGAGAAAUUCCUCAGAGUGAAAUCUGUGCCCCUCCUCAGCAAAGUGGAUGACAUCCAUGCUGUCUGUAGCCUCCUGAAAGACUUCCUUCGAAACCUCAAAGAACCCCUUCUGACCUUCCGGCUAAACAAAACCUUUAUGGAAGCAGCAGAAAUCGCAGAUGAGGACAACAGCAUAGCUGCCAUGUACCAGGCUGUUGGUGAACUGCCCCAGGCCAACAGAGACACAUUAGCUUUCCUCAUGAUUCAUCUGCAGAGAGUGGCUCAGAGCCCAAGCACCAAAAUGGACAUUGCCAAUCUGGCUAAAGUCUUUGGUCCUACAAUAGUUGCCCAUGCUGUGCCCAAUCCAGAUCCAAUGAUAAUGUUACAAGACAUCAGACGUCAGCCCAAGGUAGUGGAACGCCUGCUCUCACUGCCCCUGGAAUACUGGAGUCAGUUCAUGAUGGUGGAACAAGAGAACAUUGACCCCAUGCAUGUCAUUGAAAACUCAAAUGCCUUUUCUACGCCACAGACACCAGAUAUUAAAGUGAGUUUACUGGGCCCUGUGACCACUCCUGAGCAUCAGCUUCUCAAGACUCCUUCAUCUAGCUCCCUGUCGCAGAGAAGAGUCCGCUCCACCCUCACCAAGAACACUCCCAGAUUUGGGAGCAAGAGCAAGUCUGCCACAAACCUAGGACGACAAGGCAACUUUUUUGCCUCUCCAAUGCUCAAGUGAAGUCACGUCUCCAGUUACUUCCUGGCAUUUACUGACGGCAAGGAAGGGCACCUGUACUCUCUGUUCGGCAGCCUCCUGUACUCAUUACUACUUUUAGCAUUCUCCAGGCUUUUAAUCAAGUUUAAUUGUGCAUGGGGGUUUUAUUAAAACUAUAUAUAUCUCUCUCUGCUUCUCAAGUAACAUAAUAUCAACACCUUGUGCUGUCAUUGGUGGGAGCUUUUAGAUGGGAGAUCUUUACAGGGGUGGAAGGGAUAAUACAGAAUUCAUCAUGAUUUUUUUGGGGGCUGGGGUGGGCAUCCCUUUGGCUUAAAGCCAAAUGCUAUUCAUGAAAUGACCUUUCUCUGGUGUUAUUUAGAACAGAUAUCCAUGAGACAAUGGCAGAAGCCUUACCUCUUUGGUAAGACUGACUUAUCUCAGUGGGACGGGGGAGGGCAGGUAAAGAAAGUUUGGACAGAGGGUUUUGAACAGCUCCUUCUGAGAACUUGGAGGCACCCUUCCCCCAUUAUGAACUGAGUUAUGACCUGCAGCCUUCCUAAAAAUGGGAUGGGGUGAAGACGAAACUAGUAAUGGGAAUAUACUUAGCUUUAAUUUGGAUUGAUUAGGUUUAAUAGUAUUAAGUGGCAUGACCUUGUCAAAGUGAUAUUACAACUUGUAUUUAUCUCUAACGGGCCUCUGGCUGGACUUCGGGUUUUGUUGGGGUCAAAGCCAUUUUGUUCUUAAGCUGAACUCAUUCUGAUGCUGGGCUCCCCACCCCCUUGUCCAUUGGAGCCCUACUUCUAAAGGUCAGUAUGCUGCCUAUUUGGCAUCCCAACUAACAAUUAAGAGUAAGUAGGCUCUAAGGGAAGAUUGUCAAUAUUUUGUGUGGCAGAAAAGCCAGUAAUUUUGUCUUUGCACUUUGGUUGCUGAAAUCUUCCUAUGGAACAUAGCACAUCUGGAUAAAUAUGAGCUUUUUCUUCUAUUAAAACUAUUUCCAGUAUUAUAAAAAUGUUUUCUUCAAUAGAAUGUUUCUCACCCAUAGUGACCCUUGUCUAUAAAACACAUAUUUGGAAUAACAUUUGGAAAAAAGUAAAUAGUUUUUUCAAAAUGAA
Molecule: messenger RNA, 3085 nt
Organism: Manis javanica (Malayan pangolin)
Lineage: Eukaryota; Metazoa; Chordata; Mammalia; Pholidota; Manidae
Source: RefSeq, a predicted model, not a curated record